Molecule: messenger RNA, 907 nt
Organism: Rhopilema esculentum
Lineage: Eukaryota; Metazoa; Cnidaria; Scyphozoa; Rhizostomeae; Rhizostomatidae
Biological process (GO): establishment of mitotic spindle orientation
Cellular component (GO): cell cortex
Molecular function (GO): GDP-dissociation inhibitor activity; G-protein alpha-subunit binding
Source: RefSeq, a predicted model, not a curated record
GCGUUAUUCAUUGAAGCAGGUACCCGUAAACAUUGUCUUGAAGCAAGGAAUGCUAGUUCUCAAGAGUAAUGGCUUUGCCGUUAACAGACGCUUCUAAACAGACCAGGGCUCCGGCAAAUGCAGAUAUCUUCAAGAAAGAAGAUUUUGGAUUCGAAAAAGUUAACGAAACAGUCGCUAAAUUGCAGGAAAAUCUAAGACAGAGCCUGAAAAACAAGAAAGAUAGAGAUCAGAUCUACAAAUGUUACAUCGACCUAGGUGCGGCCUACUAUCGUUUGUUUCGUUACGAAGAGGCGGAGACAUGUUGCUGGAAGCAUUUGAAUAUGGCAAGGGAAAAGAGGUUUUUGAACGAGGAGCAAGUAAAGACAGCACUUACGAAUCUGGGUUGUGUUCUAAGGCAGAAGAUGCUGUACGACGAAGCUUUGAGACAUUAUAAAGAAGCAAUGGAAAUUGCUGAGCGGAUCGAGGACACGCGUGCCUAUGCACGAAUUCUUAAUAACAUGGGCAACAUCUAUCAAAGCACAUUUGAUUUUGACUCUGCAAUAGAAUGUUUUGAGAAACGAGCAGAACUUGCUUCUGAUAUUAAGGACAGUGAUGGGUUGAUCAAGGCGUAUGGGUCUCUAGGAGGCAUCUUUCAUUUGAUGGGAGACUUACGAAAGAGCAUUCUUUACUACGAGAAAGUAAUUAUUCACGUGCGCAUGAAACUAGUGAGACAGCAAGCCCUAGCACAAAGAGAAAAGGAAAAGGCGUUGAAAGAGGAAGAAGACAGGCAAAAUGGAAUACUGCCACCUCCGGUUAAAAAAGACAUUGUGAUUGAGAGCGAGGAACCGCAGCAACCAGAUCAAAAUGGCGGCCUACUCGGUAUUUUUAAAUUAUUUGGAAAGUCAAAAGAACAAAACAGUUGAUGGGC